Theobroma umbraticum is the source of this 956-nucleotide messenger RNA. Its product is annotated as Gag-Pol polyprotein/retrotransposon. The record is from RefSeq and is a predicted model, not a curated record. Lineage: Eukaryota; Viridiplantae; Streptophyta; Magnoliopsida; Malvales; Malvaceae.
GCAACGCAAAGGUCUAAUUCUAGUAGUUAAAAAAAAAAAAAAGAGAAAUGGAGGCCAGAAAAAAGGGUGAUCAACCCGCCAUUUCACGCUUUGUAAAGCCAUGUUUCUCUCGCUCCAACUCACACCUAACUCAGCUCUCCUCUUCCCUCACUGCGGUUUCAAUCGAUUCUCCUCUUUAACCUUUCCUGGGAUUUGCAAUUGUACCAGCCUUGUCUCUCAGAAUUUGAACAAAGUUUCUUGCUCAAUCGGCGGCGAUAACAAUAUUGUUUGUGGCGCAACGGAUAAUGGCAGCUACUCGUCGAACAAUGAAGGUUCGAGAACGGGAAAGAGUGAGAGUAGCGAAGGAGAAUCACUUUCAUCUAAAGAUGUGUUGAAGAAGUUGAGGAGAUAUGGAAUUUCUGGAGUAUUGUCUUAUGGGCUACUGAAUACAGCUUACUACCUUACAACUUUUCUCUUGGUUUGGUUUUAUGUUGCCCCAGUACCUGGAAGAAUGGGUUAUAUGGCUGCUGUUGAGAGAUUUCUCAAGGUUAUGGCCAUGGUUUGGGCUGGAAGCCAAGUGACUAAGCUUGUUAGAGCUGGAGGGGCCCUUGCACUUGCUCCAUUUGUAGACAGAGCAUUGUCAUGGUUCACUGUCAAAUUUAAGUUUGAAUCCCAGGGAAAGGCUUCCAUGGUGAUUGUAGGAUUUUGUUUUGGGCUGGCUUUCAUGCUGUUUUUGGUUGUGACAGUGCUUUGGGCAUAAAGCUGGCUAUUUUUGGUUCUCACCAGCUUACAUAUCUGGUCAGUCUUAAGUCCUGUUAAAUCUUAGCUGUACAAUUUUGAUUGCAAAUACAGAAGCUUAAUGUGCUUGUAUAGUUGUUAUAUAGUGCCCCAAAAUUUGAGGGGUUAGAAAUGUAAUGUACUCUUAUUGGAGUUAGUAGAACUGCCCAGAAAGUAUGCAGGUAACAAAACUUUGUUUA